This is a messenger RNA of Papaver somniferum (opium poppy), 1809 nucleotides long. RefSeq names its product metal tolerance protein 4-like. The coding region runs from base 162 to 1400 and encodes 412 amino acids. Gene Ontology annotation, cellular component: membrane. NCBI's taxonomy places the organism in Eukaryota, Viridiplantae, Streptophyta, Magnoliopsida, Ranunculales, Papaveraceae. The record is from RefSeq and is a predicted model, not a curated record. Gene Ontology annotation, biological process: monoatomic cation transport; transmembrane transport. The transcript is spliced from 7 exons. Gene Ontology annotation, molecular function: manganese ion transmembrane transporter activity.
UCCUACUGCACGAUUCAGUUAAGAAUCAUUUCCCAUUCUGUUCCUCUUUUUUCAUUUGCUUGGUUUAGAGCUAAUGGAGUUGGUUCUUCACCUGAGUUGAUCCUUCCUGGAGUUUUGUUCAGGAAUCUUUGGGAGAAGAGAGAAGUUCGUGUUUUCGAGGAAUGGAGAGAGUUAAUGGGGAAGCUAAAACGCCAUUGUUGGUGGAAACAGGGUUAGAAUCUGUAAUUACAGGAGGAGGAAAGUUACUCAUUAGGCGUGAUUCGGUGAAUUCACUUGGAAGGGAUUUUGUAUCUAAAUUACCUCAUAAAGUCAGGUCUGGUGUUGAUCCUGAGACCCCUUUUAACAUCGACAUCUCUAAAACUCUUGGUCUCAUCGAAGGAGAGAAGGAUUAUUAUGAGAGACAAUUUGCUACUUUGAGGUCAUUCGAAGAAGUUGAUUCCAUAGGCAUAUCAAACAGUAGUGAUGAUGAGGAUCACCAUAAUGUGGAAGAGCACCAACACGAAAAGGCUAUGAUGAUCUCCAAUUAUGCAAAUAUUAUCUUGUUGGCAUUUAAGAUAUUUGCAACAAUAAGAAGUGGAUCCUUAGCUAUUGCUGCUUCAACUCUAGAUUCAUUGCUAGAUCUAAUGGCUGGGGGUAUUCUUUGGUUCACUCAUGUGUCAAUGAAAAACAUAAACAUUUACAAAUAUCCAAUUGGAAAAUUGCGGGUACAACCAGUUGGAAUUAUUGUUUUUGCUGCUAUAAUGGCCACCCUUGGGUUUCAAGUAUUGAUUCAAGCAGUAGAGCAACUAAUAAAAAAUGAACCAUCAAAACAUAUGAACUCAGAACAAUUGUUGUGGUUAUACUCAAUUAUGUUGUCUGCAACUGCCAUAAAACUUAUUCUAUGGUUUUAUUGUAGAAGUUCGGGAAACCAAAUUGUUCGUGCUUAUGCAGAGGAUCACUAUUUUGACGUGGUUACAAAUAUAGUCGGUUUAGUUGCUGCUGUCCUUGGUGAUAAGUUUUAUUGGUGGAUUGACCCUGUUGGUGCUCUUAUUCUGGCAAUACAUACUAUCACAAAUUGGUCUAGAACUGUUAUGGAAAAUGCAGUGUCAUUGGUGGGGCAAACAGCACCACCCGAAAUGUUGCAAAAAUUGACAUAUCUCGUCAUUAGGCAUCACCCUCAAAUCAAACGUGUUGACACCGUCCGAGCCUACACGUUUGGCGUUCUUUACUUUGUAGAGGUUGAUAUUGAGUUGCCAGAGGAUUUACCAUUGAAAGAAGCUCAUGCUAUUGGAGAGUCGUUACAAAUCAAAAUUGAGGAACUGCCUGAAGUUGAACGAGCGUUUGUCCAUCUUGACUUUGAGUGCGAUCAUAAGCCAGAGCACUCUGUUCCUAGUAGGCUACCCGAUAGCAGUCCUCGUUAAUUGAUGAGGCGCGUAUGUUGUGAAUUAGUCGAGAAUUACAUGUGCAAGUGUAACAGCAACUCAUAUCUUUGUGUACUUUACUCAAUAAAGAAAGAACCCUCGUUUGGGGUCACCAUUCAACUCGGAGACCACCGUAUACGGACACUAUGAAGUAAAGGUUGGUGAUACUUGAAUCAUUUUCAGAUUUUAGGAUAACUGUAUAUCAUAGACCAGCUAUUGGCCCCUAUUAUUAUUCUGUUAAGGGCAAUCCCCUGUUAUGUCUGGUUAGCCCUUAUCCUAGUUAGUCAUUUACUAGUGUUAUUUUUAAUUAUUCUCUUCACAUGUUCAUGAACGAGAAGAGCAUCUCCGAUAGUGGGUGUAAAAAAUUCUUCGUGGAAGUUUAAUUAAAACUUUUAUUUAGAAGAUUUUA